Molecule: messenger RNA, 1017 nt
Organism: Aureobasidium subglaciale EXF-2481
Lineage: Eukaryota; Fungi; Ascomycota; Dothideomycetes; Dothideales; Saccotheciaceae
Exons: 2
Coding region: 1-1017 (338 amino acids)
Source: RefSeq, a predicted model, not a curated record
AUGCUGGCGGGCUCAGCAAUUGUCGGCUUUGUGUGGAUGCUGACUGCCAUCUCGGGCGGCAUCGUCGUCGCUAGAAGUGUUUUGAAAUCUGUGCGAUUCCACAGUCUGGCAUGGGAAGACUAUUUGAUGAUCAUCUCAAUGGCUCUAGCCGUUGCUUAUGCGACAUCUGCUACUUUGUUAUACGAUCUUGGCCUAAAACAACACACUGCAUUCUACUCGCCAAAGUUCGCAGAGUUCCUCUACAUCUGCCAUGCCAUCGGCUUUAUGGCGCCGUUGUUCAGUCGCAUCUCGUUCUGUCUGUAUAUGCUGCGCGUCCUUAGCACGACCUCUGCCUCGAGGAAAUGCACCAUCUACGUCUUCAUCGCACUACAACUCGCCGUCAACGUACCCAUCACGAUCUUUGUCUUCACGCAAUGCGGUAACUUCACGAACUUGUGGGAGCAUGGAAUCAUGGAACCCUCGUCUUCAUGCGUCCGCCAUGACAUCAUCAAGGCCCUGGCUUUAGUGGCUGUAGUCUUCAACGCUGCUACGGAUCUAUACUUGACUAUCCUUCCCGCGGUUGUGAUCUGGACUAUCAAGGUCAUGACCUAUCGCGCUCGCGUCGGUCUUGCCGCGACCUUGGGAUUGUCAUUCUUCGCCACUAUCGCCAGUGUAAUCAAGAUCUGGUGUGUAUAUGAUUUAUACACCUACGCACCUUCCCUACAAACAGUAGGGAAAUUAAUUAUGGUUAUGGGUGCCGAGAUCAAUGUGGUCGUCAUCGCCGCAUCUAUUCCAGUUCUGGCGCCAUUUUUCUUGCAGAAGAGUGGAAGGAGUCGAAAAGGAAUGUACAAGGAGCCUGAAUUGGCGAGUUAUGAUACCGGUGCCCAGAGCGCUGCCCCGAAGGACAUCUCGCUCCAGUCGAGCAGCACUUUCGGCAAUGCUUCGAACAACACCUCCAAUGGGUUCCUGCAUGGCAAGAGUGCCAAGGUCACCGUACGGACAACGGAGGUGCCUGUGAAGGAGGAAGACGAUAUGUAA